GUGAGUAACGACGACUCUCUCACGUGGCAUUGUGACGAUCUAUACGGGAUUCAGAGGCAAACCGCACACCUUGGUGACAGCAUUGAUUUUUAUUCCACAGUCCAUUUUUAUCAUUUUACUGAUAGUGUUUCUCCACCUAGCUGUCGGCUAUUUACCAUGUCGGAUUCGUAUAACGAUGUUGGAAUUUCGUUCCGCUGACCGAACACAGACUGAUCACAGCAUGAAAGAACUUUGGAUGUACUUCAUUUGUGUUGUUUUCGUUUUGAAUCUGUUUCCGUCAGAAAUUGAUUGCACGUGCACCCUACCUUCCAGCCAAUGGGACGGUACAUGGUAUGACAGUUUGUCCAGCAGUAUAACUAUAACAUACGCAACGCAGAAGGUGGUUGGUUGGCCAAUGCAAGCGUACAGUUCGCCCGUGUCGUCAUGGAUAUGCGUAAUGGACGACACGACAAACAACUACCUCGUUUUCAGAGGUGAGCAGAACGUGGACCUGUUCGGAGCUCCUCAGAAUUCUUACUUAUGUGUCAAGUGGCACAAAGUGACAGACUACUCCUACUAUUACUAUUUCAUGUACAAGGAGGAAAUGAAUGCCGCAUACGUGAGAGUAUUUAUAGAGGAUGCCAGUAUCGCCCUAUCGUCCGACAUCUCCAAAUACUGUACUUCCGGUCCGGGGACGGAAGAGUACCACAUGAUGGUUAAAUCAGGUCAUGAGGCGGCCUCUAGACAGUUCGUUCCCUUAGAUCUGAUGGGGACAUUCAACUACACAUACACCAGCAGCAGUGGCGCCACCUCGUGUUCAUCUGACAGCCAAUGGGAUGUGUGCACCAAUCGUACCACUAUGUCUUUUGACUACACAAAAUGUGGCACAAUUGUGGCAUUCACACAGGAAGGAAUUCUGAACUGUGUCAACUACAUAACAGACAGUGCAGUCUCCUACGUGUCUGCCCUCAACACAGGCAGUAUCGACAAUACCAACUACUUCCGGUUUACCUGCUUUGCUGUUCAAAUGUCAGGUUCUACAACAGAAGUUAGUAUGACCGAUGGAAGUUGUGCUAAAGGACAAUCACCUACAGUAGCUCCUAGUGGCGGUGGAAAAGCAACUCUUACACCAGAUGUCCUUUGUCGCCCUUGUGAUCCUGAUCCCUGUCAAAAUGGAGGCACGUGCACUUAUGCAGGCGUGGUGUACACGUGUACUUGUCCGACAGGUUACGGAGGGACGAACUGUGACCAGAUUGAUCCGUGUACUUUGUCAUCUCCGUGCCAAAACGGUGCCACGUGUAACAAUCCGUCAUCAAACGUGUACACAUGCACGUGCCCGACCGGUUAUAGCGGAACCGACUGUGAAAACACUUUACCAUGUGACCUUGGGACACCCUGUCAGAACAGUGGGACCUGCCAGCCAGUAGGGUUUAAUUACACGUGUGGAUGUGCGACCGGAUACAGCGGAACAAAUUGUGAACUGUCAGACCCGUGUAUUCUAACGUCACCAUGUCAGAACGGCGCCACGUGCAUCAACCCUUCGUCCGGAACCUACACGUGCACAUGCGUAAAUGGAUAUAGCGGAACCAACUGUGACAACAAAUUACCGUGUAUAAUCGAUCUCCCGUGUCAAAAUGGCGGAACAUGUCAGCCGUCUGGAUUUACCUACACAUGCGCAUGCGUAUCAGGAUACAGUGACACCAAUUGUACUUAUAAAGAUUCCUGCAUCGUCGACGCUCCUUGUCAGAAUGGAGCGACAUGCGCAAACCCAUCUUCUGGUACAUACACGUGUUCAUGUGCUUCUGGAUACAGUGGUGGAGACUGCGAAAGUGAAAUACCGUGUGCACUGUCAAAUCCUUGUCAAAAUGGAGGAACAUGCCAACCUUCUGGUCUAACAUAUACCUGCGCAUGCGCAAGCGGAUACAGCGAUACAAAUUGUACUUGGGAGGAUCCGUGUACUUUGAUCUCGCCGUGCCAAAAUGGUGCCACUUGCAACAAUCCGUCAUCUAACAUGUACACAUGCACGUGCCCCACUGGUUAUAGCGGAACCGACUGUGAAAACACUUUACCAUGUGACCUUGGGACACCCUGUCAGAACGGUGGGACCUGUCAGCCAGUAGGGUUUAAUUACACGUGUGGAUGUGCGACCGGAUACAGCGGGACAAAUUGUGAAUUGUCAGACCCGUGUAUUCUAACCUCACCAUGUCAGAACGGCGCCACGUGCAUCAACCCUUCGUCUGGAACUUACACGUGCACAUGCGUAAAUGGCUAUAGUGGAACAGACUGUGACAACAAACUACCUUGUAUAAUCGAUCUUCCUUGUCAAAAUGGUGGUACAUGCCAGCCUUCAGGAUUCACUUACACAUGCGCAUGCGCAUCAGGAUAUAGUGAUACCAACUGUACUUAUAAAGAUUCCUGUAUCGUCGACGCUCCUUGUCAGAACGGAGCGACAUGCGCAAACCCAUCUUCCGGUACAUACACGUGUUCAUGUGCUUCAGGCUACAGUGGAGGAGACUGCGAAAGUGAACUACCGUGUGCACUAUCAAAUCCUUGUCAAAAUGGAGGAACAUGCCAACCUGCCGGUCUGACAUAUACCUGCGCAUGCGCAAGCGGAUACAGCGAUACAAAUUGCACUUGGUCAGAUCCAUGCACAUUGACGACACCUUGUGCAAACAGCGGUACAUGCACUAACACAGCCAGUGGUGUUUAUUCUUGCAGCUGUGGUUCUGGCUACUAUGGAAACGACUGCCAAAAUACAGAUCCUUGUAUACUGUCAAGUCCGUGUAUGAACGGCGCUACCUGUUCUAACCCAUCAUCCGGAAGUUAUUCUUGCACAUGCUCUAACGGAUACAGUGGAAGGACAUGCGAUACUGAAAUACCGUGUGUUCUGACGAAUCCAUGUGAGAAUGGUGGUAGUUGUCAGACAAGCGGCUCGUCGUACCAAUGCACAUGCACUACCGGAUAUAGCGGUGACAACUGUACCUAUUCCAAUCCAUGUCAGAUCAGUUCUCCAUGUCGAAAUGGCGCCUCGUGCAGUAAUCCAUCAUCCGGGUCUUAUAGCUGUUCGUGUGUGAUCGGCUAUUAUGGGACGAACUGUGAAAAUAAACGAGCGUGCAUAUUUCCGCUAAGCUGGGACAGUAAAUGGUGGGACAGUCAGCAUGAUAAUGACGUUAUGUUCACGUUCUCCAGUUCCCAGAUAUCUGGUUGGUCAGUGGUUGUGGAUUCAUCAACUAUCACGUCAUGGACAUGCGUCGUGGAGGACACCGCGCAAGAUUUAUUUGUUUUGAAGAGUGACAUCAACGUGACGUUGACCGGCACCACCUAUAGUGCCUUCCUGUGUAUGAAGUGGACCAAAGUAACUGAUUACUCCUACUACUACUAUCUCCAUGCAGAUACUAAUUCCAAUGCAAAUAGUUUCCGAGUGAAGCUGGAAGAUGCGGCCACUACACAAGGUGACGUCACUACGUACUGCUCAACAUCCUCCUCUCCCAACACCGAAGAGUUCCAUAUGCUAGUGAAGCAAGGAUAUGAGACCAGUUCGAAACUGACUUGUGCUUCGCCAUUUCUUGGCACAUUUACCUACCAGUACACUGAUGGCAGUAGCACUUCAUGCGGAACCGGAAGUGAGUGGGACGUCUGCUCAGACAACUCUAUGAUGACAUUUAACUACAGCAAGUGCUCCACUAAAGUGGCGUUUACACAGGAAGGCCAGCUUUAUUGCAUAAACACACUCACUUCCGGUGACUUGUACUACCAGUCCGCAAUCAACCUUGGGACCGUAGACAAUACAAAUUACUUCCGGUUCUCGUGUUUCGCAGUGAAGUCACAGGGGUCAGAUGUCCAGACUAGUGUCCAGCAUGGAAGUUGUGAACGGAGCCAGGUCGCAACCUCUGUUUCUGCUGGAGGAGCUAUUGCCACCCUUUCAGCUGAAGUCACGUGCCCUCAAUCAAGCGGAAGUUCGACUUCCGGAGGUGAAACUAGUGUCGCCCUUGGCACAGUAGUUGGGGCCGCAAUUGGUGCCAUGUUCCUUCUCGCCCUGCUGGCGACAGUUGUCGUCCUUUUUAAGAAGUUCCAGGACCGGAAAAGGAAUAAACAAGUGGAUACUACAGAUAACCUUGCGCAGAAAUUACCAACACCGAAAGCUCAAACAGCGACGCACAACAUAUUUUUUGGCAAGAUACCUAAGAAGACAGCAUUACCUCCCUUGUCAGGUAACGUCUCGUCCCUGCCUGCCUUACCAGGGAAUCUUCCGCCACUCACGCCAGCACUCCCCUCCUCAACAAUGACGCCAGAGAUAAUACACGUGACGUCACAAAAUCCGUCGCCACCGACUCUGCUUUCUCCACUGACGUCACCAUCAUCACCUGACGUCACCCGUUCUCCCCUGGGCACUGAUCUCACCUGCACUGACAUAGCAUUUUCUGAUACUAAUUAAGAUAUAGUGAAAGAUGCUGAACUACUUAUGCUGAGCUUACCAAAUGCUCAAGACCUGAGGUCGAAACCAGCAUUACAUUACUUUCGGCAGCAACAAUACAGUUGUUUGGACAACAAUAGCAAUAC
Pecten maximus is the source of this 4539-nucleotide messenger RNA. RefSeq names its product neurogenic locus notch homolog protein 2-like. Gene Ontology annotation, cellular component: protein-containing complex; plasma membrane. Lineage: Eukaryota; Metazoa; Mollusca; Bivalvia; Pectinida; Pectinidae. The record is from RefSeq and is a predicted model, not a curated record. The coding region runs from base 176 to 4414 and encodes 1412 amino acids. Gene Ontology annotation, molecular function: calcium ion binding. The transcript is spliced from 35 exons. Gene Ontology annotation, biological process: establishment or maintenance of epithelial cell apical/basal polarity; heterophilic cell-cell adhesion.